Messenger RNA from Cricetulus griseus (Chinese hamster), 3644 nucleotides. NCBI's taxonomy places the organism in Eukaryota, Metazoa, Chordata, Mammalia, Rodentia, Cricetidae. The record is from RefSeq and is a predicted model, not a curated record.
CGGAGGCGCAGGCGGGGCCUGCAGUAGACACCGGAACCUCAGUGGGAAAGGCGCUUGCAGACCCGGGGUCGAGGUCCCGGUUUCUCUUGACCGUUGGGAACAGUCUCUGGGAUCAGGUGCCUGGAUGGACAGUCCCCUACACACUUGGCUGAUCCCCUGACUGUUCUCUUCGAAGCUAGUGCAGCUACCAGGACUCGCUCCUCUUGAUUGCCCAGGUUCCCCUGGACUGAGCUUAGCAUCUUUGUGGGAUCAGAGUUCUGGUCCAUGUGAAGUUUCCCGGGCCCCUCCCCCAUCAUAGCAGGGACCACUGUCCUGAUCAUGGACCCAGAAUGCUCCAAGCUCCUCCCGGCUCUCUGUGCUGUUCUGGCAGAUCCCAGGCAGCUGGUGGCAGAUGACACCUGCUUGGAGAAACUGCUGGAUUGGUUUAAAACAGUGAUGGAGACAGAGUCCAGCCUCCAUCUGCUGCAGGACCACCCCUGCCUAAUGGAGCUACUGUCCCAUGUGCUGAAAACACAGGAUGUGAGCCCUAGGGUCCUCUCCUUUGUUCUACGCCUUGUUGGCAUCUUUGCAGCCCAGGAGGACUGUUUCCAGUACCUUCAGCAGGGGGAGUUGUUGCUGGGGCUCUUUGGAGAGACAGGUGCCCUUAGCUGGACAGCCUGGAACAUGCCCAGCGUACGCAGUGGCUGGAUCCAGGGCUUGUGCUCCCUGGCACACCACCCCAGCGCCCUGCACUUCCUGGCUGACAGUGGUGCUGUGGACACGAUCUUCGCCUUGCAGGGAGACCCCAGCCUGUUUGUGGCCUCUGCAGCCAGCCAGCUCCUAGUACACAUCCUGGCUUUAGCCAUGCAAGGUGGGGCUUCAGGGUCCCCCAUCUCAGAAGCUGCUGCCUGGCCUAUCUGUGCCCAGAAGAUUGUGAACCACGUGGAAGAGUCCUUGCAUUCCAAAGCCACCCCACAGGUCACACAGGCCUUGAAUGUACUGACCACCACCUUUGGGCGCUGCCAUAGCCCCUGGACAGGGGUCCUCUGGGGGCGACUGAGUCCCCCUGUUGCCUGCCUGUUUGAGAGAGACCCCAUUCCAGCUGUACAUUCGCUCAUGGACCUCCUGCUCAGCGUAGCCAGGUCCCAUGUGUUGAAUUUUGCAGCCUGUGGUCUGUGGGAGAUGCUGGCCCAGACUCUGAGCCGCCUGAGUCCCACACAAGCUGGGCCUCUAGCCUUGGGGACCCUGAAACUUCAGCAUUGUCCCCAGGAACUGAGAACCCAGGCCUUUGGAGUCCUCCUCCAGCCUCUGGCCUGUAUCCUGAAAGCUACCACUCAGGCCCCUGGACCUCCAGGCUUGCUGGACGGGACUGCUGGUAGCUCGCUGACUGUGGAUGCUCUCUUGUCAUCUAAGUCGGCCUGUGUGGGACUCCUCUGCCAGACCCUGGCUCACUUAGAGGAGCUACAGAUGCUGCCCCAGUGCCCCUGCCCCUGGCCCCAGGUGCCCCUCCUGGGAGCUACAGUGACCAUAUUGCGUCUCUGUGAUGGCUCAGUGGACCCCAGCUCCAGUAUGGGAGGCCGUCUUUGUGGGACUCUAGGAGGCUGUGUUCGUGUCCAGAGAGCAGCCCUUGACUUCUUGGGGACACUGUCUCAGGGAACAAGCCCCCUGGAGUUGGUGCUGGAGGUCUUUGCAGUCCUCCUCAAGACCCUUGAGAGCCCGGAAUCCAGCCCCACGGUCCUGAAAAAGGCCUUCCAGGCCACACUCAGAUGGCUCCAGAACUCACACAAGACUCCCAACUGCUCCGAUCUCAGCCCUGAUGCCCUGCUGUUCCUUGGAGAGCUAUUCCCCAUACUACAGAAGCGCCUGUGCAGUCCUUGUUGGGAGGUGAGGGACUCAGCCCUGGAGUUCCUGACACAUCUUAUCCGACACUGGGGAGGACAGGCUGACUUCAGGGAGGCACUACAUUCCUCAGAAGUGCCCACGCUUGCCCGCCAGCUCCUCCAAGACCCCGAGAGUUAUGUCCGAGCAAGUGCGGUGGGCACUGCUGGGCAGCUCUCUAGCCGGGGUCUGCAGGCCACUUCUGCCAGCCCUGAGAACCCACUGGCCCAGCAGGGCCUACUUAUGGACCUCAUGCAUAUCCUGUCUACGGACUCAGAGGGCUUCCCUCGGAGGGCUGUCUUACGGGUCUUUACUGAGUGGCUGAGGGAUGGCCAUGCUGAUGUGAUUCGAGACACAGAGUGGUUUGUGGCCACUGUGCUCCAGGCAGUGAGCCGGGAUCUGGACUGGGAGGUCCGAAUGCAGGGUUUGGAGCUGGCACAGGUGUUCCUCAUCCAGGCAAUGGGGCAGCCCAGCCUCCACUGUCCCUAUACAGUGGGCCUUCCUGAGGCCACCUCUCCCAGACCACACCCAGAAUUCUUGCAAACUCUCUGCCGUCUGCCACUGUUUGAGUUUGCCUUUUGUGCCUUGCUUGACUGUGACCGACCAGUGGCCCAGAAGGCCUGUGACUUGCUCCUCUUCCUGAGGGACAAGACAACUCACUGCAGUGGCCCCCAGGAGGCUGGGGACAGCCCCAACUCUGCCUCUGUGGAGGCUGUCCUGCAGAGGUGGCGGGAGGGUGAGCAGGGCCAGCCCCUGGGGGACCUGGAGCCUGAGGCCAUGCUAGCUAUCCUUCGGUCCCUAGACCUGGAGGGCCUGCAGGGCAAGCUGGCCAAGAGCAGUGACCAUGUGGAGAAGAGCCCACAGUCCCUACUGCAGGACAUGCUGGCGACGGUGGGUAUAUUAGAGGAGAAUGAAGCUGACUGCUACUGAGGCUGUGUCCCCAUCCUCUAUCCCUUGCCAGCAGAAAGACUCCAGCCCAGGCCAGCUGCUUAUAAGACCCUCCAGGAUCAAAGUUCCAACAUUUUAAGCUGGGUAUGAUAACACAGUUGUGGUUCCAGAGUUUUAAAGGCCAAGGGAGGAGAAUGUAGAGUUCCUGGCCAGAUUGGUCUAGAUAGCAAUCCUAUCUCAAAAAAAGAAGAAAUCAAGUCAAAACAAAAACUCUUUUGUGUACGUGUGCAUGCAGACGAGAGGUCAGUCUCAGGUGUCAUUCCUUAGGUGCUGUCCACCUUGUUUUUUGAGAACAAGUCUUUCACUGGGACUUGGUUCUCACUGAUGAAGCUUGCCAGUGAGCUCCAGGGAUCCUGAUACCACCCCACCCCCCAGCACUGGGAUUAUAAUACUGCAUCACCAUACCUGGGUUUUUACAUGGGUGCUGGCAUUUGAACUCAGGUCCUCACGCUUGCACGGCAAGCACUUUGUCCACUGAGCCAUGUCCCCAGGUCCCACGGAAUCUUACCUUUUGGUGUAUUAAAGAAGUGGCUUGUUUUCUGCUCAGAACAAGCAGCAUUGAAGCCUAUAAUUCUUUAAGUUAAUUUUGUAUAUGAUUUAACAGGGUUCCACUGGUGUUCUUUUAUACAUGGCCAUUCAUCUCUCUCUAUUCCAUCCAAUGAACAAGGUUUAAAAGCCCCAUAAUCUUUAAAUCAAAUACUAGCCAGGCCAUUGUGGCACACACCUUUAAUCCCAGAACUUGGGGGGCAGAGACAGGUGGACCUCCGAGUUCAAGGUCAGCCUGGUUUACAAAGUGAGUUCCAGAACAGCCAAGCUACUUGGAGAAACCCUGUCUUGGA